Messenger RNA from Lampris incognitus (smalleye Pacific opah), 10101 nucleotides. RefSeq names its product myosin XVAb (gene myo15ab). The record is from RefSeq and is a predicted model, not a curated record. The transcript is spliced from 72 exons. Gene Ontology annotation, molecular function: ATP binding; cytoskeletal motor activity; protein binding. Lineage: Eukaryota; Metazoa; Chordata; Actinopteri; Lampriformes; Lampridae. Gene Ontology annotation, cellular component: cytoskeleton; myosin complex.
AUGGGUCUAAGGGGGCGACCAGUGCCUCCACCCACCCAGAAUGUGCAUCCAUUCAGGGCAUCUUCCAUACGGAGCAACAGGUCUUCUGUUCUCACCAUAGACUCCUCUCUCCAUUCCUCCCCCUUCCACUCUCCUCACAUGCCCCACCGUGUCCCAUUGGGAAGGCGAGAAUCAGGCCGUCUCCCCCCUCGCCCCAUGGCACGAGGACGUCCUUUAAUAGCCCAGCAGUCUAUCAGAAGGAUGCCUCUUCCCUCUCCACAGCCCUCUCUUAAACAUAUGCCCCAUCCUUUAUCCCCCCGACUCUCUCCCCGACUUUCUCCUCAGCCCUCUCCCUUACUUUCCCAUCGGGCUCCCCUUCAGCCCAACUAUACAUCGCAUGCUUACACACCUGACCCCAGUGGAGAUCCUUAUGCAGUGCAGCCAGACCAGGCCUUUGUUCCCUCUUCUCCUAUGCUCUCUGGUGCUUUGCAGAACCAGGCUAUCCGCCAGGCCUCAUUCAUGUCUCCCCUGGGCCCACAGCAAGCCCCCUUGAAUCCCCAGGGGGUAAACAUGGGUGAGGUGGUCGCAGAUUAUGGGGAGCAACCUCCCCCUUUCUCCCCCAUGCUGUCUAGUGCGUUGCAAAACCAGACCAUUUGCAAUGCAUCCUAUUCCUCCCCUUUGCAGAGACCAAUGUCACCUUAUGAACAACCUGUAGACCCUUCUAGUCCAAUGCUCUCUGGUGCUCUUCAGAAUCAGGCAAUACGAGAUGCAUCUUAUGUGUCUCCUUUACAAAGGCCAAUGUCGCUCUAUGAACAAUCGAUGCCACCCUCCUCACCCAUGCUGUCUGGUGCAUUGCAAAACCAGACCAUUCGCAAUGCAUCCUAUUCCUCCCCUUUGCAGAGACCAAUGUCACCUUAUGAACAACCUGUAGACCCUUCUAGUCCAAUGCUCUCUGGUGCUCUUCAGAAUCAGGCAAUACGAGAUGCAUCUUAUGUGUCUCCUUUACAAAGGCCAAUGUCACUCUAUGAACAAUCGAUGCCACCCUCCUCACCCAUGCUGUCUGGGGCUCUGCAAAACCAGGCAGUUAGAGGAGCAUCUUACGUGUCUCCACUCUCAAGGCCCCGCUCCCCAUAUGGCCCUUCAGUGCCUUCCUCCCCAAUGCUCUCUGGGGCUAUGCAACACAGCCAGGCCCUCAGAGGGGUAACCUCAUAUAGAACUCCACCCCUGCACUCACUAUAUGGUCCAACUGUGGUCACGCCAUACGAUUACAUCUCUGAGCCUGGUCCAGCACCGCUUCUCCAAGAUGCUUUACAUAGCCGAUCGGACUUGCAGAACAUUUCUUUUCGGAGAUCGCCAUUGGCCCAGUACAAGAACCCUUAUGCCCCAGCUGGACCACAGCUUCACCAUGCACUGCACCAGAAUCCAAACCUGCGCCAUGCGUCUUACCAAACACCUGUGACCCUCCGACGUUCACCCUACGGGCCCCCACCUCCCACGUCCCCACUGCUAGACAAUGCCUUGCAAAACCCACAGGUCCGUGGAGCUUCAUACACCCUGCCUGAUGGAUCAGUUAUCAGGGAUCCACGUUAUCCCCAGAAGCCAACCUCCCCGGACCUUACCAGAGCUCUUCAGAAUCAGAACCUCAAGCAUGCCUCCUACAAGCUCCCUGAUGGCACCCUUGUAGACCCUAGACAUCAGGAACCUAUUUCCCCAAAUCUGGUUAAGGCCCUAAAUAAUCCAGCUCUACGCAGCGCCUCCUAUACACUCCCAGAUGGUACCAUUGUGAUUGACAGUAAGCAGAAAAAGUCCCCAAAUCUUACAGCAGCACUUCAGAACCCAUAUGUCAAAGGUGCAUCAUUCACCCUGCCUGAUGGUACCAUCGUCAUUGAUCCAUGGAAACCUGCGUUACCCAACCUGUCCAAUGCCCUUCAAAAUACUGCCAUGCGGAAUGCUUCCUACACACUUCCAGAGGGAACGGUGGUCCAUGACCCCAACGCACCCGUCACACCGGACCUGCUCAUGGCGUUGAAUAAUCCAGCACUGAAAGGAGCGAGCUACACCCUCUCAGAUGGAACCAUCAUAUUGGACCCGGGGAAAGCCAAAAGUCCCAAUCUCUACGCUGCACUCCAGAACCCCUACAUGAAGGGGGUGUCCUACACCCUCCCAGAUGGAACCAUUAUCAUUGACCCAAGGAAACCAAUCACUCCUGACCUAUCAAAAGCUCUUCGAAACGAAAACCUACGAAAUGCAUCAUACCAUCUUUCUGAUGGUACCCUGGUUAUCCCUGGGCAGAAGCCCACUUCUCCCAGUCUAGCAGCCGCACUGCAAAAAAACCAAGGCCUGCGCUCUGCAGAUCUCUUUCAGCUCCCAGAUAAAUCUGUGCUGUCUGGCAAACCCAAACCCAAUCCUCCCAACGUAUACUCUGCAAUGUCAAAUUCUGACAUUCGCAGGACUCACUCUUUGCUCUACAGGCUCCCAGAUGGCUCCAUCCUUACACGCCGGUUCCAUAACCCAUUCUUGGGUGAUGCACUCCAAAACCAGCAGCUUCGCUACGCCUCGUACAGAGUGCCAACAGGACUGCAUGGCGAGGAUGGGCGUUAUGCUGUGGUCCCUCCCUACGGACCGCGCUCAGGCCACUGGGCCAGGAAUGCCUGGGGUGGGGGGGUUGAAGAGGAUGACGUCUGGGGCGCAGAGAAGGUGCUGCCACAUGGGACUGUGCAAAAUUUGUCAAAGUGGUCCAUGUACCGGGAGGAGGGGGUGUUGGAUGGCUACACUCCCCCACCGAAAGGCAUGGAGGGAAGGCUUCAGGAGCCAGGCUGGGCCCCUGAGAGAGAAGUGGAGCCUAGUGGGAGUUGGUUUAACAAGGUCUACUCUAUAAGAAGCACACCAACAGUAGGCCACAGGGUCAAACGCUGGGCUGAGGGCAUAGAAGACAUGACACAGAUGGAGGACCUGAAUGAGACCACUGUCCUACUGAACCUGAAGAAGCGAUACGACCAAGAGCUCAUAUAUACCUACAUAGGCAGCAUCCUUGUGUCUGUGAACCCCUAUAAGAUGUUUAACAUCUACGGCACUGACAUGGUGUUGCAGUAUGCUGGCCACGGCUUGAGUGAAAACCCUCCCCAUCUUUUUGCCAUUGCUAAUUUCUCGUAUACCACCAUGAUGGAUGCCAAACAGAACCAGUGUAUUGUUAUCAGCGGAGAGAGCGGGUCAGGCAAGACCGAAGCCACCAAACUAAUCCUGCGUUACCUGACGGCGAUACAUCACAAACGCAAUGUCACACAACAGGUGUGUAUCCUGGAGGCCACACCCUUGUUGGAAUCCUUUGGGAAUGCCAAAACGGUGCGGAAUGACAACUCUUCCCGUUUUGGAAAGUUCACCCAGGUCUACAUGGAGGAGGGUGUGAUCAGUGGUGCCAUAAUGUCUCAGUAUCUGCUGGAGAAGUCCCGCAUUGUCUUUCAGGCCAAAUCAGAGAGGAAUUACCACAUCUUCUAUGAGAUGUUGGCAGGCCUUCCUCCCCAUGAUAAACGUUCUCUAUAUCUACAAGAGGCUGAGACUUACUACUAUCUUAAUCAGGGUGGAGAUUGUAUGAUCGAGGGUAAGGAUGACAGCGAGGAUUUCCAGCGCCUGCUGAAUGCCAUGGAGAUCCUUUGUUUCACAGCAGAGGAGCAGAAUGGCAUCUACAGACUGCUCUCCUCUAUCCUUCAUCUGGGCAAUGUCUACUUCCAAACACACCAGACUGAGGGUCAAGAGGUAGCAUCGGUGGUGAGUGCGCAGGAGAUCAGGGUGAUUGCUGAGCUGCUGCAGGUCUCACCUGAUGGAUUACAGAGGGCUAUCACCUUCAAAUUGAUGGACACAGUAAGGGAGAAGAUCUACACUCCGCUGACAGUGGAGAGUGCUGUGGAUGCCAGAGACGCAGUUGCUAAGAUCCUGUACUCGCUGCUGUUUAGUUGGCUGACAGAGCGUAUCAACGGGCGGGUCUACCCUCGCAACGAGGCCCUCUCCAUCUCCAUACUGGACAUAUAUGGCUUUGAGGAACUGCAAGUGAACAGUUUUGAGCAGCUCUGCAUCAACUACGCCAAUGAAACCCUGCAGUUCUACUUUAACCGGGUUAUCUUUCAGGAAGAGCAGGAGGAGUACAUGCGGGAGCAGAUUGAAUGGCAUCAACAACCCAUCAGCCACAACCAGGCCUGUCUCGACCUCAUCGCCGCUAAGCCUCAUGGGAUCCUGCGCAUACUGGAUGAUCAGAGUGCCUUCCCUCAGGCAACAGACCACACCUUCCUUCAGAAGUGCCACUAUCACCAUGGCAACAACCCACUUUAUGCCAGGCCAAAGAUGCCCCUCCCAGAGUUCACCCUCAGACACUAUGCUGGCAAGGUUACCUACCAGGUGCAGAAAUUCCUGGAUAAAAACUUUGACAUGGUCCGCCAGGAUGUCCUUGACCUGUUCAUCCAGAGCAAGAGUAGCAUGGUGUCUAACCUAUUUCUGAAGCACUCAGAGAAUGUGUCUCUGCAGCGUUGUAAUGUGCAGCGCAGCAGUGUGGCCCGCCGAUACCAAGCUAACACUGUUAGCACCAAGUUCCAAAGUAGUCUACAAGAGCUGAUGGAGAAGAUAGAGAGGUGUAACACUUUUUUUAUUCGCUGCAUCAAACCAAACCACCACAAGGAACCAGGUGUGUUUGACAUGGAACUGGUCAGUGCACAGCUGCAUUAUUGUGGUAUUUUGGAGACAGUCCACAUUCGGAAAGAGGGUUAUCCAAUCAGAUUGCAUUUUCACAGCUUCCUCCUCAGGUAUAAAGCCCUACUCUGCAUGAAGGAUCCCCCUCCAGCUGAUGGAGAGAAUUGUGUCAUCAUGCUCCACAAGCUCUGUCCUGUCAAGAUGGGGUCAUAUCAACUUGGAGUCACAAAAAUAUUCUUGAAGGAAGAGUUAUAUCAGCUAUUGGAGAAUAAGCGUGACCGUGUGUUGACUCUAGCAGCCAUGACGCUACAGAGACACACGCGUAUAUUCUUCGUCCGCAAAAACUUCCUCAAGUUCAGACUCCGCAUGGUCAGGCUUGAAGCCCGCUGCAGAGGCCACUUGGCCAGGAUGAAGUUUGUUCUCAGGAGGAAGUAUCUUAUCAGGCUCCGUUCCAUGGUGCUGCUCAUCGUUAACCGGCAGCGUUACAUGAGGACAGUGCUGGAGCCUGUAAGGAAGGCAGAGGAGGUGAGUGAAAGAUAAAGAGAUUAUAAAGGAAAGAGAGAGGUGGUUAAUGUGACAACACUGCCUAUCCCUGCUGAGCUGGCAGCCCUGCUGCAAGCGGCUUCAGCUGGUGUAGAGCUCCAUUCUGACUGCUUGGCAUUGGUACAAGCUCCCAAGGUUCAGGUUGAUCCCCAGCUGACCCUGCCCCUGGACAUCAACAACUACCUAUUUACUCAUUACAUACGGGCCAUAUUCAGGGAGCCAUUAUUUGGAAUGCAGACCACCCCGCUGGAAAACUCUCUAACCAGAUUGGAUGAAGAGCUGAAACAAGGAGCGCUUGAUGUCUUCAUUUUGAUCCUCAGGUUUAUGGGGGAUCCUAAUUUAAACGGCGCUCAGGAGAACCUAUUUGGGAACUACAUUAUCCAGCGAGGACUAGCCAAUCCCUGUCUCCGAGAUGAGAUCCUGGCUCAGGUAGCCAAUCAGGUGUGGCGAAACCCAAACAUACUCAAUUCAGAACGUGGUUGGCUCCUACUUUGUUCCUGUCUCUCCGCCUUCCUUCCAUCUCAGAGGCUGGCCAAAUACCUGCUGAAGUUUGUGUCUGACUAUGGACCAGAGGGCUAUGACUGUGUGUGUCAACACCGUCUGCUCCAGGCCCUGCAGCAUGUCAGCGUAGCACCAGAGUAUGUCCGCACCUAUCCGCCUUGUUUACUGGAGUGGACUGCAAACCGCAAGAGAGCUCACACUGUGCUGCACGUACACUGUUUUGAUGGUGUCUCUUUCCUGUGUCCUCUUCACUCCUGGACAACAGGAGAAGACCUGGCCAAAGACAUCUUACAGCACAGGAGUGUGGUAGAGGGCCGGCUGGGCUGGUCUGUGCUACUGAAGGAGCUGGCCCAAUGGGUGGAGCUGGAGGGGUCAGACUAUGUGCUGGAUCUGAUGUCUGACCUGGAGCUACUGGCCGACUUCCCCAAACACAGCAGCUACUUCAUCAUCUCUGCCCAGGAACCAAGCAGGGUUCGGCCCAAUGCCAGCAUAAGCCUGUUGGGUGGUGGAUUUGAUAGGGAUGAUGAUGUAACAUCAUCGGCCAUACCUAACUCUGAAGGACCAUACAGCCAAGAUUUGGAGCCUCAGAGAGGAAUUGACCGCUAUCUUGAUAACCUAUUUGAUUCUGUUCUCUCUGAUGGAACUGAAGAAGCGAACCUUGCGGGGAGACUGGUCACCAGGAUGCAAGGAGCUGGGGGAGUUCGGGGAGGGCAGGGGGAUAAUCAGUCGGGGCAGAGCCCGUAUUACCCCCCACCUCCACCUGGGGAUCCUCAGCAGGCUGUCUUGGCUCAGCAGCAGCAGGCCUUCCCUGUAAAUAUGAAUGCCCAGCAGAGGACCAUGCAAACCAUGGCCAUGGUCAGCAGCCCAGUGACGAGCCCCCCUACCUCUCCUCUCACAAGCCCCCCCAUGAGUCCUUUGCUCCCGCACCCACCCAGCCCGUAUGCCUCCCCGACCAGCGCCUACUCCACCAUACCCCCCAGUCCUUAUGCUAAUGUUCCCCCUAGCCCCUAUGCUAAUAUUCCUUUGAGCCCCUAUGCUACAGCAGACAUACCCCCUAGCCCCUAUCCACCUGCUGCUCCCCAGACACAACCUCCACCUCAACCUCAGAUUCAACCCCAACCACAAUCCCAGCCACAGCCCUCUCACCGAGGCCUGAGAACUGAGCUUCAAACCAGGUCUACCAAAGCCAACAAGACUGAGUCAGCACAGCCUACAUUUGAACCUUCUCCACAGUCUGGUAAAGACAGUGUUCCCAGGAGAAAGGCUCCGGGCAUCCCUAUAAGCAAAGACAAACCAGCCAAGAAGUUUGCCCCUGUAGUGACAGCUCCACCGCCCCCUACUGGAGAAGUGGUGAAGUCCUCUGCUCGAACGGUGGAUCAUAUGGUCCCCAGCGAAGACAUCAAAGAAAUCAUCAGACGAUACAACUCUCCAUCUCCACCGCCUGACCCCCUGCCACCUGGCAAGAGGAGACCAGAUGGGAAGUUUAGGAAGAAACAGACCCCUCAUGAUGAAGCUUUACAGAUCCUCAAACCCCAGAUGGACAAUCCUCCCGCUCCACAGCCAAAGCGACCCAUUGCCCCGUCCCCAUCUGCCUGCAUGAUGAAAGAGGCAGGGUUUAAACCCACCAAGAACACCAAGAAAAAAGCCCUUGACCGCCCUGUGCCCAUCCCUCCUCCAGUUUCACGGGAGCUUCCAGUAGAGACAGAGACCAUUCAGACUCAACUUCACCAGAGCGCCAAUGAGGAGCAUUACACUUACACUAAUGUCCCCUGGAGACUCUACCUCAGGAAGGAGGUUUUUUAUCCUAAAGACGGCUUCAACCAUCCUUUGGUGCUCGACCUUAUUUUCAAACAGAUUGUGAAUGACACACUGUCGGAAGCAUGUGUUCGCAUCACCCGGGAUGAAAGGCAGAAAAUGAAAGCUCUGUUUGCAAAACAUGGAAUUGAACAGAAUAUGGACCCCGUUGAGGAGCAUGUGAAGAAAGCCAUCGUCACGACUGCCAGGGAAACCUGGGAAAUCUACUUUUCCCGUCUGUUUCCUGCCUCGGGAAGUGUUGGAACAGGAGUGCAGGUGUUGUCCGUUUCUCACAGUGGCAUUAAGCUGUUAAAGACAGUGAAGAGCAGUGCUGCAGCACCAGACUAUUUCAAGGUCUUGCGACCAUACACGUAUGCGGACAUCCUGUUUGUGACCAUUCCAUCUGAGAACAUGCUGGAGUUCAAUCUGACCAACGAGAAGCUCAUCCUGUUCUCUGCCAAAGCCCGGCAGGUCAAACACCUCAUAGACACCUUUAUAACAGAAAUCAAAAAGGAUUCAGACUAUGUGAUUGUGGAGCGUAAUUUUGUCACAGACAACCGCUCACUGCUUAGUUUCCACAAAGGGGACAUCAUCAGGUUGCAAGUGAUGGACGGCCUAGAAAAGGGUCAUAGUUAUGGUUGUGUGGUGAGGAAAAAAGUGGUGUUCUUGGAAGAGAUGAAGAGGGAGACUCAGGACUUUGGAUGGAAGUUUGGGGCAGUGUGUGGCCGCUCGGGGGCAUUUCCUGUGGAUUGUGUCCGUCCUGUGGCUGCCCCUGACUUCCUGUCCCUGCCACUGGACCGCAGGGCAGAGCCUCGAGGAGGCGCAGGACAGGUUGCCGUGUCAUCAGCCAUUGCUGUUGCUGUGGCAUCCACCAUGGCUGCACACGAGAUAGACCAAACUCUAGAGGUUUCUCUGGAUAGCUUUGGCGGCCAUGGUGUUGGAGAUGUGGACGAGAGCCUUGUACAGGACAGCAAAUAUGACAUGGUGGAGUUUGCCAAGAAGUAUUUCAGACAGGGAACUAGUGGGAAGGGAGAUUCCAUGAAGACCAAGAGCAAGAGCAGAGACUCUAGACAACCCUCAGAACUGACCAAGUUCUCCAAGACCCCUCUCUCUGAGUCUCUGAUAGAGUUUACUGACCCAGCCAUGAACAGAGUGGCAGCUGAUCUCUUCCUGGCGGUUAUGCGCUUCAUGGGGGACCAUUCGUUAAGAGGCUUGACUGAACAGGAAGUGGUCAGCACAUUCCUCAAGCUGAUAGGAGAAUUUAGUCUGAUGAGGGAUGAGGCUUACUGCCAGGUCCUCAAACAACUUACGGCUAAUACCAGCUCCAAACCGGACAGUUGCCAACGAGGCUGGAGGUUACUCUACAUCUUGACUGCGUUCUAUGGCUGCUCUGAGGUCCUGAAACCCUUCCUGUUGAAGUUUCUACAGCAGGCCUAUUGCAGCCCUGGAGUACUGUUUCAGGGUAUAGCUAAAGCUUGUGAGCAAAACCUAAAGAAGACGUUCCAAUAUGGAGGCCGUUCUGUCCCCCCUAACAGCAUGGAGCUGAAGGCUAUGCUGGCGGGACGGAGCUCCAAGCGCCAGCUGUUUCUCUUCCCUGGGGGUAUCGAGCGUCACCUGAAGAUCAAAACUUGUUCUGUUGCUCUCGAAGUGAUUGAAGAACUCUGUUAUGAGAUGGGUUUACAUAGGCUGGAGGCUAUGGAUGAAUACACUAUUUUUCUAGUCACCAACAGAGGUCAGAAUGUACGUCCAUUGAACAAGCAUGAGUACAUUCUGGACCUUGCUACAGAGGCAGAGCUGGUUGACAGCAACUUCAGCUUCUGGUUCAGACGAGUUGUCUGGACCCAGCCAUUGAAGUUCGACAAUGAGCUCUGUGUUGCAAUGCACUAUAACCAGGUCCUGCCUGACUACCGCAAAGGGCUUUUAAAUGUGCUUCCUCGAGGAAAAGUGAGCGACCAACAGUUCCAUCAAAUCUCCAAACUAGCAGCCCUGCAGCACAGAGCCAAAGACAUUGUCUUCAUCCCAAGCAUCCAUGAACUUUCAGAGUAUAUACCACAACCUCUGUUCAGGAAGCAGCCUCCCCAGCAGUGGGUAGCAAUGGCAACACAGCACAUGCAACAAGUACAGACCCUGAGCCCACACCAGGCCAGAGCACAGUUCUUGGGGCUGGUCAGCGCAUUCCCUAUGUUCGGCUCCUCGUUCUUUUACAUCCACAGCAGUAGUUCCCCUUCCUUUUAUGCCCCUUGUAUCCUUGCUGUCAAUCAAAAUGGCCUCCACUUCCUGCACAAGGAUACACAUGAACUUAUGGUGGUAGCCCCUCUGGUGGAGGUACAGUCCAGCCGUACCCAGAGGCCCACUGCUGGAACCAGCUACCCCUAUGUGGACCUUACUAUGGGAGAUAUGAAUAUACAAAGGGUCACUCAGCUACAGCUUGAGCAGGGUCUGGAGUUGUGCCGGGUCAUUGCCAUGCAGGUAGAAAACAUGAUGUCGGUUCGGGACAAGAGACUUACCCUGCCACCCAGUGAAAUUACUAUGCUGUAGCACACACUCACUUACAGCUUCACUUACACAAUCAAAUAUGCAAGUGCUCAAACGCAUGUAUGCACAGAU